This is a messenger RNA of Cloeon dipterum, 1471 nucleotides long. RefSeq lists its product as uncharacterized. The coding region runs from base 221 to 1384 and encodes 387 amino acids. Lineage: Eukaryota; Metazoa; Arthropoda; Insecta; Ephemeroptera; Baetidae. The transcript has 8 exons. The record is from RefSeq and is a predicted model, not a curated record.
UGUGUGACUCACGGCUGCGCGAGUAGUGCAUAAUAUUUCUUUAUUGGCGCCGGUGUACAUGCUUGGCGGCGGCGACACGGACACUGAUUAGAUGCAGUCGACGUCGGUCGGCGCACACGCGGACACCCUGCUUUUUUCGCCUUGGCUGUGCGUCGCUUUUUGAUAACCAAAGUGAGUGACCGACGGACGGCCGCAAACCCCGGGGAACUUCGCCGCCAGAAUGGAGUCGAACGGCGAGGAAACGUGUUCGGACAGCACCUUCCAGAGCGCCUUCGCCAGGGCUUUGGCGCAGGCGAGCGUCCGCCGCACCAAAUGCCAACCUGCAGCGGAAGCGGUCGUGCUGCAGCCCGACGAUCCGAUCGAGGAAAACAUCAAUCAGCAGCUCAAGCAGGAGUGCGAGAGAUUAAUGGAGGAAAACCGGCGUCUGAAAGCGUCGGCCGUGCUGUCCUCUCAUCUCAACAUCGACCACGAACAAAGAGCGGAAGUGACAUUGUUGCAGAGCAAAGUCAACACCCUGGCGUGGCAGUUGUCUCAGUCCGAGUCACGCAGGCGGAUGGUUUGCUCGGUUGCGGAGCAGGUCGCUACCUUUUUGGAUCGCGUCUCCAAAACUCUCACGGCCAGCAGCAGCAGCCCUGACAGCAGGCAGCAGCAACGCAGCAAUUCUGCUAGAUGCAGAAUACCGAGAUCACGGAGCUCACAAUCGACGGACGUGAGGGACGCGAUCGACGAGCGUGAAUUCACGCCUCGCACGUCGCUGCAACGCUCCAACAGUCAGUUGCACUCCGACUCGGAAUACUCGUUCGCCAGCAGCCGAAGGAGCAGCACAGUCUCGAUGGAAGCGGCGGAAAACGAAAAACUGGGCCAACAGGCGCGCAGGCUGGCGCGCACUCUCAAGUCCAUGCUGAACUCGCAGGAGCCGCCGGCCAUGUCCGAUGAGUCACCUUCCUCCUCCUUCAGCGAACUGCUGAGGAUGGCGAGCAAAAGAAGGUUAAACUACGAGCUGCCAGAAAAGCCGAUGAUCGUGCAGCAAGAAGCGGCGCCGCCGACGCGCCCUUCCCUGCCCUCGGACGUGACCUUCAUUUCGCCCCUGAUGCAGCACGACGGCACCUCCACUUGUUCCUCAAACAGUUCCUCUUCGUCCUCGCCCACCCUCAAGGCCAGGGACUCGGACGAAAGCGGAUUUUCAAGCAUCGGAUCCUUUCAAGAGGUCGGAUUACCUUCACCAAACGAAAUUAUUCCAAGGCACGUGCGAUGUCGAAGCUCGCCGAUGACGAGUAACAAAAACCACUCAGCUAGUCUCAACUACUACAACGACAGCAGCCAACUCAGCUCGGCCACUUUGGAGAUAGCCACCAUGGAAAAACUCAAAGUUUUGUGGGUGUAAUCACAAAAACCUGUAUUAAAAUUAAGAAUUGUAAAUGUAAAAAUGCUAAAAUUAAAUAAAAAUCACCAUGUAUAAUAAGAAAAAUAA